AGGUUUUGGUUUGAACUCGACGAAGUUUUCCGGUUAUCCUUCGCAACAUAUCAACGAACAGUGGGAAGCGCUUUACAACUAAUACCCGCGAAAGAGGCGCGACUGAUGCGGAACAAAACUCUGCCUAUCCCGGACGACGACAGUCACUACAUUGUGUCGCUUUCUGUAUUCCAUCAACUCCAUUGCCUGAAUAGACUUAGACUUGCCAUAUACGGCGGAGUGGAUUGGACCGACGAAGAUGAUAGUCUGGGAAUAACUCAUAUUGACCAUUGUAUCAACGCUUUACGACAAAGUCUCAUGUGCUCGGCUGACCUGACACCUCUAACCUGGAGGAGAGAUUUGGAGGACGGGGUAGCCAAGGAAGUCAUGGAGGUGGUGCACACUUGUAGAGAUUUCGACGCUGUGAUUGAAUGGGGUCGUGACCGACAGCUCCAGAAGGCGUUCAACUUCACCAAGAUGGUUGAAAGUGAUCCUCUGGGGUGGAAUACAUACGCUGCUUAAACUUCUGGUCUGGAUGGGUGUCUCAAUACGGAAUCGUGGCUCCUUGGAAGUUUGUACGUUAUGUGGAAAAUCCCGUCGGCAGCGGAGUCAUUGCGGAGGUCCAGGAUUCCAGAUGACAGCGAAUUUAUCUGGGCGAGUCACACUCCGCUUCUUAAGAUAGAAAGCUGUGUGGUAUCGCCAGCCGG
Messenger RNA from Aureobasidium subglaciale EXF-2481, 686 nucleotides. RefSeq lists its product as uncharacterized. The transcript has 4 exons. Bases 106 to 501 code for a protein of 131 amino acids. The record is from RefSeq and is a predicted model, not a curated record. Gene Ontology annotation, biological process: mycotoxin biosynthetic process. Lineage: Eukaryota; Fungi; Ascomycota; Dothideomycetes; Dothideales; Saccotheciaceae.